Miniopterus natalensis is the source of this 966-nucleotide messenger RNA. Lineage: Eukaryota; Metazoa; Chordata; Mammalia; Chiroptera; Miniopteridae. The record is from RefSeq and is a predicted model, not a curated record.
AUGGCGCGAGAACUGAAAUCAGCGGCAGAGAACAAGGCGCUGGAAGACACCAAGGAUCACACCGAUCGCGUCCAUCAAACAUCUAGGCCAACUCCUCCGGCUGGACGGAAACUGGAGAGGGAUGGCAACACGUCAGUUGAAAAUACAGCAGCACCCUGGCUGGCGUGGUUCAGUGCUGGACACCUAGGUAAUUGGAAGCACGGCGCCCUGCUGCUCGGUGUGAGAGCCACAGAUGCCGGGACCUGGACCACCACUGUCACCACUGCCACCGUGAGUGAUCAGCAGCUGGACUGUGCCUUGGACUUAAUGAGGCGUCUGCCUCCACAGCAAAUCAAGGAAAACCUCAGGGACCUGAUCAACCUGGUCCCCAGUCUAUGUGAAGAUCUCUUGUCUUCUGUUGACCAGCCACCGAAAAUUGCCAGAGACAAGGUAGUGGGAAAGGAUUACCUCUUGUGUGACUACAUCAGAGAUGGGGACUCCUCUAGGUCACCAUGGAGUAACAAGUAUGACCCUCCUUUGGAAGAUGGGGCCAUGCCUUCUGCUCCUAGGAAGCUGGAGGUGGAAGCCAACAAUGCCUUUGACCAGUAUAGAGACCUGUAUUUUGAAGGCAGCAUAUCAUCUGUCUACAUGUGGGAUCUGGAUCAUGGCUUUGCUGGAGUGAUCCUCAUAAAGAAGGCUAGAGACGGAUCAAAGAAGAUCAAAGGCUGCUGGGAUUCCAUCCACAUGAUGGAAGUGCAGGAAAAAUCCAGUGGCCGUACGGCCCAUUACAAGCUGACCCCCACUGCAAUGCUGUGGCUACAAACCAACAUAUCUGGCUCUGGCACCGUGAACCUUAGAGGCAGCCUUACCAGACAGAUGGAGAAAGAGGAAACUGUGAGCGACUGCUCGUCACACAUAGCCAAUAUCAGGUGCCUAGUUGAGGUCUGUGAAGACUUUUGCAGACAAAUCAAAGCAAGAAGCUCUUAA